AUGAGCACACAGGCAAAGGUAAACACCGGCAUGGCGCGGUCACCCCUAUCGCUCCCUCCUUCCUCUCGCCGAAGUGCCGCCAUGCGCUUGGUGGUGUUGACGCUGGUCUUGUGCUGUCCCUUGGGGUGGUCAUUCCAGAUUGGCUCGCCAGCCUUUACGCGGCGCGGUCGCUCUGUAACAAACCCCACCAGCAGUGGCAACACGAAGAACGUUUGUGAGGCUUUGCGAUCGACCUCUCCUUGGCCAAAUCGCACCAACACCCGCAUUAGCAGCCGCGGCCUUUGCGGCGCAGACGAGGUGGCCAGCGAGCCGUUGCUCGCGCUCAAGGAUGUACUUGCAGGUCUAGUCGCAGCGGCGUUUGUGCUUGCUGCCGAUCCUGGGACGGCGCUAGCGGAUACGGCGAUGCCGGCGGCAUCUGGUCUGCCUUCAGGCUCGGUCGUCGAAGCUACCGCUACCAGUACCACCUCUGCUGAGGUGCAAGAGGUGGUGCCAACGAUAAAGCUGGAGGGAGAGCUCGCCGCUCAGUUCAAGAAGGCGCAAGCGGCGGGUAGCGUCCAGCAGUUCGACAAGGCGAAGAAACUCUACAACCAGGUCGUCAAGUAUGCCCCUGGGUACGUGUACGGGUGGAGCAACCGAGCAAACGUGCUUAUCGCGGAGGGAGAUUUGAAAGCGGCCGUGUCGGACUACGACAGGGCUUUGCAACUGGCGGAGGGAAUCUAUAUGCCAGACAAGUGGAUAAUCUACCUCAACAGGGGGACUACGCUGAUGGCGUUGGGAGACGACGAUCGGGCGAUGUCGGACCUUAACCAGGCCGCCAAGCUCAACACCUCCAAGGAUCUUUACACCCUGGCGAACCGCGCGCAGGCUUUCGAGCGAAGGGGAGACUGGGCGAAAGCCCUGGCCGAUUACGAGGGGGCAAUUAACGUGCAGCCGGGGAACGUGCAGCCGUGGUGGAUAAGGUACUCGCUUGUGCUGUUCCAGGAGGGGAGGGACUUCGACAGCCUAGCCUUCCUCAAACGGGUUCAGGCCAAGUUCGAGGGAGUGGGCGAGGUUCAAGCGGCGAUGACAGCAAUCGAAUUUGGCCGAGGGGACAUGAAGGCGGCGGAGGGAGCUUGGAGAGGCAUCAACAUCGUGGAUCAGCAGAUGUAUCUCAAGGACUCAUAUCUCAAAGACCAGCUCAAGUGGCCUCCGAGGGUGGUGGAAAGCUUGAAGUCCUUCGAUAGAGAAAGAAAAGAAGCGGACACCCGACCUGCGGAGAAGACACUAGCGACAACAGCAGCAGCGGCAACAACAACAGCAACGACGGCAACAUCUUGAAGGAGCUCUAACCACAUCCUGGAGA
Molecule: messenger RNA, 1342 nt
Organism: Ectocarpus siliculosus
Lineage: Eukaryota; Phaeophyceae; Ectocarpales; Ectocarpaceae
Source: the annotation of a GenBank genome assembly